AUGUCAGGUAUGUGCAACCAAGUUGGCAGAGGCGAGGGUUGCUUAUUCCGCCUGCCUGCCCUCCUAUCUGGAAAGGGAAACAAACCCUCUUGCAUCCGUUUUCCCAGCAACACAUCUGCCAACACGCACAACCCGCUACCAAUGGCUCCGGACGACGACACACCGGGCGCGACACCAACUCACAAACGACGCCGAAUGCGCGACGCACAGUCACCGGGCGACCGCUCGCCCGACGCGUCAAGACGAGGGCCCGAUCGCGGCGACAGCAGCGACUACUACUCCAAGACGCGCGAUUCGUCGCGCUCGCCCGCGGGACGACGACGGCGCGCGGUGUCUGCCUCUAGCUCGGGCGCUAGCACGCGGUCCGAGUCGCCGUCCCCUCGCCGUCCAGCGCGGCGGCGCUCCGCAUCGCGGUCGCGGUCGCGCUCACCGUCCUCCACGUCGUCGGACCGCACGCGGACAGAGUCCCUUUCGCCCAAGCCCGCACCGCCGCCAACAGAGCCGCCCACGACGACGCCGCCGCCACAAGCACCGCUGAGACCCAACUACCAGGCGCGGCUGGCGCUGCACGGGCACAGCAAGCCCGUGUCGCAGGCGCGCAUCUCGCCCGACGGGCGCUUUAUCGCGUCGGCGUCGGCGGACGCGACGGUCAAGAUUUGGGACGCGGCGACGGGGGCGCAUUUAGACACGCUGGUCGGGCACAUGGCGGGCGUCAGCUGCGUGGCGUGGGCGCCUGAUAGCAACACGCUCGCGAGCGGCUCCGACGACAAGGCGAUUCGGCUGUGGGACCGGAUGACGGGGCGGCCCAAGUCGACGGCGCGCAAGUCGCUGGGCGGGAACGGGAGCGGCCACGGGAGCGCGGACAUGGCGCCGCUGCGUGGCCACCACAACUACGUGCACUGCCUGGCGUUCUCGCCCAAAGGCAACAUCAUCGCGAGCGGGUCCUACGAUGAGGCCGUGUUCCUGUGGGAUGUGCGCGCAGGGCGGCUGAUGCGCAGCCUGCCGGCACACAGCGACCCGGUGAGCGGCAUUGACUUUUCGCCGGAUGGGACACUGGUGGCGAGUUGUUCUACAGACGGCCUCAUUCGUAUAUGGGACUCGGGAACCGGUCAAUGCCUACGGACGCUCGUGCACGAAGACAACCCGGCAGUGGCCAACGUCUGCUUCUCGCCCAACGGGCGUUUUGUGCUCGCGUUCAACCUGGACAACUGCAUCCGGCUAUGGGACUACGUGGCGGGCAGCGUGAAGAAGACGUACCAGGGGCACAAGAACGAAAAGUUUGCGGUGGGCGGGUGCUUUGGCGUGCUGGACGGGUCGCCGUUUGUGGCGUCAGCGAGCGAGGACGGCGACAUUGUACUCUGGGACGUCAUUAGCAAGAAGGUGCUGCAGCGGGUGCGCGGCCACGCCGAAGGCGUCUGCUUCUGGGUGGACGUGCACGGCGAGACCAUGGUGAGCGCGGGCCAGGACCACACGAUCCGCAUCUACCGCCACAUCGGGGGCAGCAGGGCCGUUGCUGACGUUAAUGGUGACGGUCUAUCAAACGGCGUUGCAGUACCGGCGACGAACGGGGAGGGGACUUUGGAGGUGCUGCCGAUCAGGCAAGAGGACGUCAAGAUGGAGAUGUAA
Cordyceps militaris CM01 is the source of this 1626-nucleotide messenger RNA. Its product is annotated as WD repeat-containing protein. The transcript is spliced from 3 exons. The record is from RefSeq and is a predicted model, not a curated record. The coding region runs from base 1 to 1626 and encodes 541 amino acids. Gene Ontology annotation, cellular component: Set1C/COMPASS complex. NCBI's taxonomy places the organism in Eukaryota, Fungi, Ascomycota, Sordariomycetes, Hypocreales, Cordycipitaceae. Gene Ontology annotation, molecular function: histone binding.